Messenger RNA from Notolabrus celidotus (New Zealand spotty), 2922 nucleotides. RefSeq lists its product as uncharacterized. The record is from RefSeq and is a predicted model, not a curated record. The transcript is spliced from 6 exons. Lineage: Eukaryota; Metazoa; Chordata; Actinopteri; Labriformes; Labridae. The coding region runs from base 702 to 2084 and encodes 460 amino acids.
CACCGAAUGAAUACCAGUUUCAAUGUGGUUACAAAGACGUGCGUUUUGUGCCAAACAAUUUCAAAAUUAUUCUCUGAGACGCACAUGUAUUUUCCGUAUGUUUUGACCAUCCUGACGAGUCUGAAUUCUAUGAGAUUGGUAACCAUAGAUACAUAUAUAUUUAUAUAGCGAGUUGCAAUUAUUUCAAUAAAGAAGAGACGUUCUGCGUCAGUCUAUGGUCAGCAGACAUAAACUUAUUAGCAAGGUGUAGCUAGGUAUCAUAGCCAGGUGGUCGCGCCGUUGAAUAAGGCGUUUAUAUAUCUAUGUUUCGUAAAGAGUUGACGUCACUGUAGUUGAAAGAAUCCUACCUCAUGUGUGUUAACAUAGUCUGUUAAUUCGCAAAACAAAAACAAUUUACGAUAUCACUUACCUUUAGUCGUUAUUCUUUCCAGAGACGCUGUGCUGCUUCUUCCAAAUGCAAUCAAGUCAGUCAGUUGUGCCCCCGAAAUGAGCAUGCGCGGUUUCCAUGACGCUGGAACAGCAGAAGCCGAGCAGAAGGGGGCGGAUGCCAACCACCGAAAAACAACAGGAAGAAGAUUAUGAACGUGCCCUCGCGGGAAGAUGAAAGACGUGACCGUUAAAUUCUGGAAAGAAAGAAGAGGGACGUGUCCGGGCAGCUCCUGCUGAAAGUUUUGCCCCGGCCACGCCGAUACUUGGAGAGGAUGGACAAAAAAAAAAUACCAGUAAAAAAGAGGGUACGGGUUCCCACCCAGAAAAUGAAGGACCUGCAGAGCUCCCCUCCCCCAAAUGAGCAACCUGGUUGUUUUGUAUUCGUCAGAUGGGAGGAUGGUUACACUGGCAGAAUCUUUACAGGAUCUGACGUUUUAGCAAGAGAUGAGACUCCUGUGCAGCUGCAAGAUCUUAGAUCAGGAGAUCCUGUUUUAGCAAAGUGGUCAAAUGGUAAAUUUUAUAGUGCCACUGUUGAAUAUAUUUCAGGGGAAGAUCAGGCUAAGCUGCCAAAAGGCCACCCAACUCCACAGGAUUCCUUUUUAAAUAUGUUAAAAGGCGAUGAGCCAUCAGACUCAACGUCAGGGUCUGACACCAUUAUAAUAGAUAGGAGCCCACUGUCUGAACAUGGCGAGAAAAUCCCAGUGCUGAAUCCAUCACCUGAUGGGGGACAUGCAACAGGCCACAACACUGCUGUUCCACCACCCUAUGGCCAUACAACCAGCCCAUCACCGUAUGGCCUCAACACCUCUGGUCCAUCUCCCUAUGGCAGCCAUACAUCCAGCCAAUCACCAUAUGGCCUCAACACCUCUGGUCCACUUCCCUAUGGCAGCCAUACAACCAGCCCAUCACCGUAUGGCCUCAACGCCUCUGGUCCAUCUCCCUAUGGCAGUCAUACAUCCAGCCCAUCACUUGAUGAACUCAACACCUCUGGUCCAUCACCCGGCGGAGGCUAUGCAGCUAGCCCACCAACUAGUGGGGUUAAUCCACCUUACAGCAGAAAAGCAGCUCGCCUGGCACCGGACAGAAGAGAUGCAAGCAGCUCAUCUGACGAGGGCAACAUCCCAUAUGGACAGCAGGCAGAAAAUGCAUGGACACCAUGUGAUGGAUGUAAGGGGGAGGUAGAAAGAAUCCUACGCGAAAAGAGAAGGAUCGAUGAAGUCAUCUCGAGAAUAGAUCCAGGCCAGGUCAGAGAGCUUCAGACUCUUUGCGACCUCAUUGGAGAGAGACAUUGUGACAACCCAUCUUCACAUUCGGGCCAGCAGGAGCUCUUUCCUGGAAGCGGUCUGUUCAUCUCAUCGUUCCGCCUUGCUGCCAUGAAUCACGCAUCAAAACCACAUUGCAUGCGCCUGUUUCAUGCACUUUUUGAUCAUUUCUUCACUGUUGAGGAGUGUCAAAAUGCAGUCCCCUUUGGUCGCCCCGGCAACAACCCCUCAGGAAAGGAAGGAAAGCGGGUCCUUGACCGUAAAAAAGUUGACGGAAUCCAAACUUAUGUCCUGAGAUGUGCUACUCUACCUGGUUGGGAACAAAUCGAGGAGGCCAAGCUCAAGAAAGCCUUUGUCAACAAAUGUAGGGCCAGAGCAGGGUCUAAGGAGUAGGCCACUGCUAUCGUCUACAGUAUGUGGACUGCUUUCUGUCGUAUCCUUCCUUUUUUCUUUUUCAUUUUCAUGGACCAGAGGCGUUAAGACAGUACCUGCCAAGUUGACUGAGGCUUGGUAGUAUGUGAGUUACUAGUAGUAGGUUUUCAGGUCCUUUUCACAUGGUUUCAUGUGCUUGAUCCAAACCCUAGUGUGGUUGUUCCACGUACCUCAGCAGUGCUGGUCAGUGUUUAUUGUUUACAAUCUGGAAAUGUUUGUAUUCUGUAUGUAGGCGGGAUCGCUUAUAGAAUGCACCACAGUUCACAUGGUUCUUACUCCAGUUCCAUCAACAAAGCUUUCACACCGUUCUAAAUGGAUCUCUGUGUGUAAACAGCACGGUUCCAAUUUUGUAAAUGUAUUUAUGUUUUACUUAAAAGAAUAGUUCACUAAAAAAAAUUAAAAUUCAGUCACCUUCUUGCUGAGAAGAAGUCAGGUGUAGUUUUUUAACUACAUAAUUUUUCCAUUUCUAUGGUAACCACAGACAAAACCAAACAAAAGUAUCCCCAAAAAACCUAAUUUUACAUCCUGCUUGUUGGAGGAUUUUGAAGGUUUUUGGGGGGAUACUUUUAUUCGGUUUUGCCUAUGAUUACUGUAGAAUUAUUAUUAAUUUUGAGGGGGGGUUAACGUUUUGAGGAUUAAAAAACUACAACCUGACUUCUUAACAGCAAGGGGGUGAGUAGAAGACGACAGAAUUUUUAUUUUUGUAAUUCAUUUUUUUUAAUUUUUGUAUCUUAUUUAUGUUUUAUAGUUUUGUAUUUUGGUUUAAUUUUUUGAAAAGUGUAAAUGCUGCUACACAAAU